Molecule: messenger RNA, 1565 nt
Organism: Dreissena polymorpha
Lineage: Eukaryota; Metazoa; Mollusca; Bivalvia; Myida; Dreissenidae
Product: transmembrane protein 205-like
Exons: 4
Coding region: 365-907 (180 amino acids)
Source: RefSeq, a predicted model, not a curated record
UUCAAUAAUCUAAAGCAAACAACAAAUACAACGCAUGGUAUUAACCGAUAGCAAAAACAAGAGAACAUCAUCAACAAAGAACGCAAUGACGAAAUAGCUGGAAUGAUAAAUGCACACCUGUGACCUAUGAAUUGAUUACGUCGCCGUGUAUUUAAAGCGGAGCAAAUAUGAAUGUAAUCAUUUCAUGUUGAGCUGUUGAGAAAACGUACGUCUUAAAACGCAUUUCAAAACAAGAUUUCAAAUUUAGAUAACUCUGGAAACGGAAAUAUAACUCGUAGUCUCGCAAUUACAAUAAAGAGGCGUGAAGGCUAAAGGUAUAAAUGCGUGCGUUCAUCUUAGUUGAAACAUUCACUCUCACAGAAACAUGUGUAUUACAUGCGCUAACCUCCGGGCGAACGGUGAACGGACUCAAAAACGUGAAGUGUUAGAUAGUAAAUUGAUAAAGUCCGAGUAUUUAAGUGAGACAGAUUUUGCAAACGAACAAAACAAGAAUGAAAAAGAAGACAAACAUGGACAAACUGUGUGUACAUGGACAUGUUCACGUUUGGUUCGCUACUUCUCAGUGCUAUUCGUGGCUGCCAUGGUUACGUACAUGAUGGCAGCCGAGGACAAGGACGCUGACAACGUGUCCUUGGUGCUGGUACACCUUCUCAGCGUGGCGGCGCACUUCGGAACCCAGUGCUGGGUCACAUUCGUAGCAGGAAUCAUCAUGUUCGUUACUCUCCCGAGAGACAUGUUCGGCAGAUUACAGAGUCGGCUUUCCCCGCUGUACUUCGCGACGUCGCUAUUCCUGUCCAUUCUCACGUUUGUAACGUUCUUGUUGCGUCAUCCGUACGAGACUAUGACGUCAGAGGAGUCAACACAGUUGGUCUUGCUGUGUAUGUCUGCGUCGGAAGUUCGUUCGUGAACAGCUUCUUCCUGGUGCCCCAGAUCGUCUCCUCGAUGAUCCAAUUGUUUGAGCUCGAGAAGGCUUCCGGGGUGGCGUCCGUUGUCGGCUACUGUUACCGGAAAGAGCUUAAGAAGGAUCCGGUCUACAGCCGCCACUACAAAACGUUCCGUAUAAGCCACAGCGUUGCAGGUCUUGGAAACCUCGCCACUCUUGUGUGCAAUGCCAUUCAUUUGUACUAUCUAGCCUGCAGCUACGUUGAUUUACAAAGGCACGUUGUGUGCGAUGUUUGAUGUUGGCAAUAACAUAAGCUGUUAUGUGUGAUUAUGUAUCUGAAGCAAUUCAAUAUUCUCAGUGAAUCUCAUUACACGCAUUUUGUUUAAUUUCUUUAAUGUUCAAAACGUUAGGGGUAUUAUAUUGUAGCUUUACAUAAUUAUGUAUUCUUAAUUUAUAAACCUGCACAUUUUUAAUUAUAAAAAUGUCCCGGAUUUAUUCGGUUUGUUUUUUAUUGAAUGUUUUAAGAUUAUGGAAAAACGCAAUGUGCCUCUCUAGAUUGCAUAUAAAUAUAUAAUCAUACAAUUAUUCUAAUAUAGCUAAGACUUCGGUAUCCCAAAUAAAUUGCAUUCGUGCGGGUUUACCUGUUCAAUAUUUGCACAAACAAAUGACCGAAACAAAGCAU